CAGUAUUCGCCACAACAUAUUUAAUUAACACGACAACAAUACAACAUUGAAUUUAGUAUUUACCAAUUCUAUAAUAUUCUUAAUUUAUUUUUCUGACGAUACCGGCUGGCGAUUACCAUUACUGAAACAGCGAGACACUGAGCACACCGGAUAGCGACGUGAAACUUGUGUUGGUGGCUGGUAAAAGAUUUCUGCAGAAAACUAAUUUGUGAAUUGUCGAUCAUUUUGGAGUUUCGAACAAAUACGAGACGCACGCGCCGCUGUCCGAUAAUGAUUACAGACGUUCAAUUAGCUGUAUUUGCCAAUGUAUUGGGUGUCGGCUUAUUUCUCCUAGUUGUUCUCUACCAUUACGUGACGGCAAAUUUCCCAUCAAAAUAAUUUUUUACUAAUAUCAAUAUGAAUUACAUUCCGGUCAGCUGCAAUAUAUAGCAAGAUGUUCAACUACGGGUUGGAUAUCAUUCCAUACUUAAAAUAAAAUGAAAUAAUACUCAAUUUAUAUUUCAAUGUUGGAUUAUGAAUACUUCAACCUACGUCCACCAAUUCAAUGUUAACAGAAAAUUAAUUUAAAUUAGAAAAAAAAUAUAUGCAGGGUCAUUCAAAUCAUAGUAAUUUUUAAUUUAGAGUAUGAUUGAAUGGCCCUGCAUCUCAGUGAUUUUUUUUUUUACCAAUUCAUCAACGCAACAAUUCAUUUCAUAAAAAACAACAAUUUUUUUUAUCAAAAUAAUAUAUUAUUUUCAUGUUGAAUAUUCUUUUUAUAAUUUUAUUUCCAUACAUUAAAUUAAAUAUUAUAAUUUAUUUGUGUUUUAUUAACAAAGUUAUAUAAUGAACACUAUUUACUUAACUUCAAUUAAAUUAUUAAAUAUUAAUACUUAGUUCUAUUUUGUAAUUUGAUUAAUCAACUUUAUUGAAAUAAAAAUUACAAUAUUAUCUGUU
This is a messenger RNA of Metopolophium dirhodum (rose-grain aphid), 933 nucleotides long. Its product is annotated as dolichyl-diphosphooligosaccharide--protein glycosyltransferase subunit 4. The coding region runs from base 271 to 378 and encodes 35 amino acids. The record is from RefSeq and is a predicted model, not a curated record. Lineage: Eukaryota; Metazoa; Arthropoda; Insecta; Hemiptera; Aphididae. Gene Ontology annotation, cellular component: oligosaccharyltransferase complex. The transcript has 3 exons.